CUUUGAUAAUUUCAGUGUUUACAAAUCACCUGCAAAUUAAACGAUUACUAGGAAAACUUUUUCGCAUGACUCACGAAACAUUACAAAACUUAUUAUUUAUGCGUUACAAAGCGUAUUAUUCAUGCUUGUCCUCAAUACUUUGUCGAUUCUCCUACAAGUCGCGUUCAUUGUGUUUAUGAGUUUAGUUUCUAUGAAUAUAAUAAGACAGUUCAGUGGUGCAGCAAGAAAAAUGGCUUUAAUUGCUCCAGCGUUAUUCGUUAAUCACGGUGGCGGACCCCUACCCUUACUAGGGGACAAGGACCAUCAGGAACUUACAAAUUUUUUACGCGAUGGUGUAAAAAAACACGUUAAUUUAAAAGAAAUAAAAGCUAUAAUUCUGGUCACCGCUCAUUGGGAGGAAGACGUCGUGACGAUAUCCUCAGGUGAACAUCACAAUUUAUACUUUGAUUACUACGGUUUCCCCCCUGAGUCCUACAAAUACAAGUACGAUGCACCAGGAGACCCAGAUCUAGCGAAACGUAUUCAUGAGGCAUUGAAAAUUAAUGGUAUUAAAUCCAAGUUAGACCCAAAAAGAGGAUGGGACCAUGGAGUUUUCGUUCCAAUGAUGUUAAUAAAUCCAUCUGCAGAUAUUCCAAUCGUACAAGUGUCUGUAUUGAGUAAUCAAGACCCAGAAGAACAUUAUAAUCUUGGUGAAGCAUUACAGCCUUUCCGUAAAGAAGGCAUAGCUAUCAUAGGUUCCGGUAUGUCAUAUCACAAUAUGAGAGAAUUUAUGUACGGGAGAGAGAGACGUGAAGUUGUUAAUGCAGAAUUUGACAACUAUUUAUAUCAAGUAUGUACAUCGGAAGAACCGAAAGAAAGGAAGAGAGGGUUCAUAUCUUGGAGACAUGCAAAUGGAGCUACAGCUGCGCAUCCGAUAAGGGCUGCAGAACACUUUAUGCCUUUGGUGGUUGUAGCAGGAGCAGGAGGAUCUAAACCUGGUGAACGGAUUUUUAAUUGGGAUAUGAGUGCUACAUUUAGACUAAGCGGGUUUAUUUGGAAAGAUGAAUAGUUUGGUAAAUUGAUUUUACUUUUGAGUAAACAGUGUUAUCGUUUGCAAGUGCUUAAUAUGUUUGAUAUUUUUUAUAUUUUUAAAUAUGUGCUUCGGCAUCCGACAUCCAAAUCAAAAGAUGCAGAGUUUUUGCAUAUACGGUUGUUUUACAAGUCGCAACAAGA
Hyposmocoma kahamanoa is the source of this 1212-nucleotide messenger RNA. RefSeq names its product 4,5-DOPA dioxygenase extradiol-like. Bases 122 to 1048 code for a protein of 308 amino acids. The transcript has 2 exons. NCBI's taxonomy places the organism in Eukaryota, Metazoa, Arthropoda, Insecta, Lepidoptera, Cosmopterigidae. The record is from RefSeq and is a predicted model, not a curated record. Gene Ontology annotation, molecular function: ferrous iron binding; zinc ion binding; oxidoreductase activity, acting on single donors with incorporation of molecular oxygen.